This is a messenger RNA of Hibiscus syriacus, 893 nucleotides long. RefSeq names its product ras-related protein RABB1b-like. Gene Ontology annotation, molecular function: GTP binding; GTPase activity. NCBI's taxonomy places the organism in Eukaryota, Viridiplantae, Streptophyta, Magnoliopsida, Malvales, Malvaceae. The record is from RefSeq and is a predicted model, not a curated record. The transcript is spliced from 6 exons. Gene Ontology annotation, cellular component: endosome. The coding region runs from base 112 to 750 and encodes 212 amino acids. Gene Ontology annotation, biological process: regulation of endocytosis.
UCAAAUUAAAGGGAAAAAAGAAAAACAAUCUCCAUGGAAACAAAAACCAAAACUUGAACUAAGCAAUCUUUUUUACAAGCAACGAAGGCGGAGACGUCGUCGUAUCGAACCAUGUCAUACGACUAUCUUUUCAAGUACAUUAUCAUCGGCGACACUGGCGUGGGAAAAUCAUGUUUGCUCUUGCAGUUUACGGACCAGAGAUUCCAACCCGUUUAUGAUCUAACCAUCGGUGUUGAAUUCGGUGCUCGGUUGGUCUCCAUUGAUGACAGACCCAUCAAGCUUCAAAUCUGGGAUACCGCUGGACAAGAAUCCUUCAGAUCCAUCACCAGAUCUUACUACAGAGGAGCGGCAGGAGCCCUUCUGGUCUAUGAUAUAACCAGGAGAGAAACGUUUAAUCAUCUGAUGAGCUGGUUGGCCGAUGCUCGACAGCAUGGGAAUCCGGACAUGGUGGUCAUGGUGGUCGGAAACAAGUGUGAUCUUGCUCAACGGAGAGCAGUUAGCAAAGAAGAUGGAGAGAAGUUUGCAAAGGAUAAUGGGCUUUUAUUCUUGGAAACAUCUGCAAGGACUUCUCAAAAUGCCGAGGAGGCCUUCAUCAUGACUGCUGCUCAAAUACUUAAUAACAUUAAAGAAGGGAUCUUUGACGUGUUUGAUGAGUCAUCCGGCAUCAAGAUCGGCCAAGGUCGUGGACAAGGUAUAACGGGUGCAAGAGAUCGAACCCGCGGUCAGAGAGGUGUCUGUUGCAGUCAGUAGGCAAAACAAUACAUGCCCGUAUUUGACCCUUCAAUCCAAUUCAUUUCUCACCACAUUGCUUUGAUUCAUAUAUUCUUGAAGGUGGUUCCAUUAGCAAGAACAUGGAACGUAUAGAACUAGUUCUCUUUUUUCUUUGUAUUUAA